Messenger RNA from Cheilinus undulatus (humphead wrasse), 2010 nucleotides. RefSeq names its product protein phosphatase 2 phosphatase activator (gene ptpa). The record is from RefSeq and is a predicted model, not a curated record. The transcript has 10 exons. Gene Ontology annotation, cellular component: nucleus; protein phosphatase type 2A complex; cytoplasm. NCBI's taxonomy places the organism in Eukaryota, Metazoa, Chordata, Actinopteri, Labriformes, Labridae. Gene Ontology annotation, biological process: mitotic spindle organization. Bases 164 to 1063 code for a protein of 299 amino acids. Gene Ontology annotation, molecular function: protein tyrosine phosphatase activator activity; peptidyl-prolyl cis-trans isomerase activity.
UCUGCCCAGCUCCAGCUAGCCCUGAUUUAAUUUAAGUCUUUUUUUAUUGAACAUAAGUAACGUUAACACUUAACAGAAAUAUCAGCAGUGUUAUUUAUAAGCGUCCCUUUGUUGGUAAAGCCCUGAAGGAUCUGCUCCUGAAGAUGAAGCCGGCGACAAAUUCAUGGUGCCAAAGAAAGAAAUCAACAUGGUGCCUGACAUGGCCAAGUGGAAGAGAUCUCAGGCAUAUGCCGACUACAUGGGCUUCAUUCUGACUCUGAAUGAAGGCGUGAAAGGGAAGAAGCUCACAUGUGAAUACAAAGUGUCAGAGACGGUGGAAAAGUUACUCGAUCUUUUGGGAGUUUUGGAUCGGUGGAUAAACGAGACACCUCCGGUAGACCAACCGUCACGCUUUGGGAACAAAGCCUACAGAACCUGGUAUGCCAAGCUGGACCAGGAAGCAGAGUCAUUGGUGUUAGGAGUUCUUCCUGCAGAUAAAGCUGCUGCUGCUCCAGAGAUCGCCGUUUAUCUGAAAGAGUCUGUGGGGAAUUCAACCAGGAUAGACUAUGGAACAGGUCAUGAAGCUGCUUUUGCUGCGUUCCUCUGCUGUCUCUGUAAGGUCGGAGCGCUCAGAGUAGACGAUCAGCUGGCCAUCGUUUUUAAAGUUUUUAACAGGUAUCUACAGGUGAUGAGGAAGCUGCAGAGGACUUACAGGAUGGAACCUGCUGGAAGUCAAGGCGUGUGGGGACUGGACGACUUCCAGUUUCUGCCGUUUAUCUGGGGAAGCUCCCAGUUUAUAGAUCAUCCAACCGUGGAGCCUCGGCACUUUAUAGACGAGAGAGUAGUGAACGAGCAUCACCAGGACUACAUGUUUCUGGACUGCAUCAAGUUUAUUAAUGAGAUGAAGACGGGUCCGUUCGCUGAGCACUCGAACCAGCUGUGGAACAUCAGCGCUGUCCCAGCCUGGUCCAAAGUCAACCAGGGUCUGAUCCGAAUGUACAAGGCCGAGUGUUUGGAGAAGUUCCCAGUGAUCCAGCACUUCAAAUUCGGUAGCCUGCUCUCCAUCCAGCCUGUGAAGCCUUGACGCCGCAACCCACUCAUGAUGGAAAGACCAAACCCCCCCCCCCCCCCCGUGGCUGGAACCGACAAUUUCCCCUUCCUCCGACAUCCUCUCGUGCAAAAUACCAACGUAGCAGAAAUCAACAACCACAAGUAGUCUGACGCACACUCUCCCACAUGCACUCAGGUGUGGUGUUUAAAGCUUAUAGGUCCAUCCAUAACUUCAAUGCAGAGCAUGUUGUGGACGACCGGUGUGACUUUGGAGCAUCUUUAUAUUUUUGUCAUUUUAUUUAUAUGAUGGAUAGAGUUUGUAUCAGGCUCCUUUUCAUAGAAGAGUGAUCAUGAUGCUUUGAUUGACUGCAGAGUUUGGAUCCUGAACGGCUGAGUGAGGUGAUUAAAGACUUGUGUGGGUUCUUCUGAAUCUUUUGCCAUAGUUUCUUCUUUGAUUGUAGUUUUUUUUUUUGGUUUGCUUUAAGGCCAAAUGUUUCAUUUUAUGUACAAGUACCAGUGUUAUCAUUUCUGGAACAAGGAUUGAAUCUUAAAAGUAAAGUUUACACAGCUAACCCAAGAUAAACAAGCAGAAUUUUAAACCUAGAUUCAGGAAAAUACACAAAUCUUUGCAUGAAAUCUCUCUCUAUAGUUUUUGAAUUCCCCACGACAGCAAUCUGCACCCACGUCUUUACUACAAUCCCAUCUCCUAUAGGUUUAAGUGACAUUUAAUCGGCCUGCUACAGUAAAAAAAGUAAAUAAUCAACCAUACUCGUGUCGUGCUAUGCAGCUCUCUCCUUACACCACAAUGAAAUGCUGUAGUUUUUCACUCCAGUUUAAAUGAGUGUUAAAUUCUACAUCAGUUUCAAUCAGCGUGUUUUAAACAUCUCGGCAUGUUGUGUUUUUUAUUUCAUUUAAAAAAUGCUAUUUUUGUGUUAUUAUGUUUACCAGUCAAUCCUGAUUUAAUAAAGUUUUCCCUUUUCA